This is a messenger RNA of Ectocarpus sp. CCAP 1310/34, 1014 nucleotides long. Lineage: Eukaryota; Phaeophyceae; Ectocarpales; Ectocarpaceae. The record is from the annotation of a GenBank genome assembly.
AUGCGAGGACUGUACCAACACCUCAAGAGAUCAGGGGGCCUCAGCGGGAGACAAACGGGGGGACAACAGAUCAUCGCCGAUGACAACGGCGUGCUGCUCCGGAACAAGGACGACAUCCUCCAGCGGUGGGCGAGAUUCUUCAGCACCCUACUCAACACCAAACCCCCCACCCUGAACCCAAACAUCAUCGAACGAGUGACGCAGCGGCCAGCGACACGUGACACUCAACGGUUGGGAGAGGUGCCAGAACUCGAGGAGGUGGCACGGGCAACGAAAGGCCUCAAGAACUGGAAGGCACCCGGCCAUGACUCCCUCCCUGCCGAGUUGCUCAAGAUCGAUGACGACGAACUCUUCGUCCUGGGACACCUCCAUACCAUCCUCGUCAAGAUAUGGAACGGAGGAGAUAUCCCGCGAGAGUGGAAGGAUGCAACCAUCAACGUGCUGUACAAGAACGGUGACCGGUCCAACUGAAACAACUACGGGGGGAUUUCGCUACUAUCUCAUGUAGGCAAGGUUCCCAUCAAGAUCAUCACCAACCGUCUAAGCGCCUUCUGCAAAGCCAACAACAUCCUCCUGGAGGAACAGUGCGCAUUUCGACCCGGGCGAUCCGCCGUCGACAUGCUGUUCGUCUUGCGCCGCCUCCAGGAGCUGGAGCUGAGAAAGAAAAUACCGCUCUAGAUGUGCUUCGUCGACUUGAAGAAGGCGUAUAAUUCGGUGGACCGAGAGAUGCUAUGGAAGGUGCUGGCCAGGGCCGGGAUUCUCGCGAAGCUGAUCGAGGUCAUCCGCCAGUUCCACGAUGGAAUGCGAGCCCGGAUGCGCAUGGACGACGGAGAACUAUCGGACUGGUCCUUCGUGACACAGGGCGUGCGACAAGGAUGUAUGCUAUCCCCACUGCUGUUCAACAUCUGCUUCGCCGAGGUCCUCGAGGUCGUUGUCAUCCGAUUCAGAGAGGAUGAUAAUGUUCUGCGGAGCCUGGUGUGCCUGGAGGAGGGGAAAACGGAAGCGGGGGGGGGA